Messenger RNA from Ctenopharyngodon idella (grass carp), 3547 nucleotides. Its product is annotated as cytosolic phospholipase A2 gamma-like. Gene Ontology annotation, molecular function: calcium ion binding; calcium-dependent phospholipid binding. Bases 1643 to 3343 code for a protein of 566 amino acids. Gene Ontology annotation, cellular component: nuclear envelope; cytosol; nucleoplasm. The transcript has 14 exons. Lineage: Eukaryota; Metazoa; Chordata; Actinopteri; Cypriniformes; Xenocyprididae. Gene Ontology annotation, biological process: glycerophospholipid catabolic process. The record is from RefSeq and is a predicted model, not a curated record.
GAUAUGCCAGUUAGUAUACUGGUGUUUCUUUAACUAUGGGCACAUUUGGCCUGUGGACUUGAAGAAAAUAAACAUUUCUUACACUUUCACUAAUUUUAUUUGUUUUAACAGUAUGCUACCAUUCUGUCGUCUUUGUCAUUUUUCUGAAAGUUGCAAACAUUUCACCACAUCUUAAAUCAUGAAUUGUUUUUGACAGCAUCAUGUGGUGGAAAUGAUAUUUGUGGAAACAUUUGCAAAAUAAAAUGGCUGUGGUGGCCAAACUCAAAUUUGUUACCAGCACACAGCAAAAAGAGCCAAAAAAAGAUACUUUUGUUUGCAUUUUAUUUGUAUGGAUUUAUGUCUUGCACAUUCUUAAUAGUUCAAACAUAUAUUAUCUCUUCUCUAAGAAUUGUAUGUCCAAAAAAUACACUUUCAUACAUUUCACAUAAUUUUUUUAACGACUUUUUGCAGACUGACUGGAAAUGAUACAGAUUUUUUUUUUUUUUUUUUUUUUUGUGAUUUUUGAGGUAAGUGAUUUUUACCUUGGUUUUUCUGUUUUCUUCACAUCUCAUGAUUCAUCUCAAGCUCUUCACUGCUCUGAUGCCUCCUUGGUAAACAAGUACACCAACUUUUACAUUUACAUUAUAAGCAUUUAUCCAAAGCAUCUUAUAUUGCAUUCAAGGUAUACAUUUGAUCAGUUCAGGCAUUCCCUGGAAAUCUCAUUACCUUGAAAAGUUGAAAUCUUUUCGUUUAAAUCAAAAUAACACUGGGAAAUCAAUGUGGCUCUAAAUAAUAAUGUAAAGAAUGGUUAAAAAAAAAAAAAAAUUGAUUAAAAAACCACAACACUUUAACAUGCAAGUUAAACACUUUAACAUGUUUAAUUUAACAUGCAAGUCUUUCCAUGUGCAACAAUUUACUACGUCAUUUACUGUCAACGUGCAUGAAGCCUUUCCCCUUUUCUAAGAGAAAAAUGCCUUCUAAUAACAAUCAAUCAGAACAAUAUUUUUCCUUUAUGUUGUAUAUGAUUAUAUAACUCAACGUUCAUCACCUCCACCCUUCAUGAUCAAGUCUAGACUUGUAGUUUACUUUCAGAGCCCUAUAAAAGAACAUCUUCUGCUGGCCCGAGAGACAACGGCUGUCUUGUUAUUAGUGAAGACUCAGGGUUUACAGGAAUAGUGAGUAUAUCUUUAAAGCUUUAUGUAAAUAAUCUCUUUUCAGCAAAAGCAGGGCAAUUAAAUGUCAUUAUAAUUAGAUUAGCAUGUGACAACAGUAGAAUUAAUCAUGCAUUUUUCAGUAAUUAAACUUGGUAAAUAACAAUGACCUGCACUACCAAAAGUGCAUAAAUACACAAUCAGUAUCAUGGUGAAAAAUGAUUUAGGGGAUUCGUAUUUCAAUGUGAUAAAGUUUUCAAUUUUCCAUGCAACAAAAUCUGUACAAUGUUAUUUAAAUAUACUAUAAAUAAUUGUAUGUUUGAAACUUACUGCUACAAAUUUGAUGCAACAAUUAGGACUUAAAGCAAUCAUUUAUCUGAUUCUAUCAAAGUAGAAACCACGCAAGAAUUAGUUUAUAUAUCGAAUGAUUUUUAAAACAUUUUUUGUUUUUUUUUGUUUAUAGUUUUCAAAUAAUAGAAAUGUACAUUAAUGUCAACUCUAUUGUUUUAUAGAUGAGUGCAUUUAAACCCAAGGAAAGUGGUGAGGUGAAAAUCGAACACUCUCUGAAUAAAAAUGAGGAAGAGUUUGUAGUCAAACGGAGAAACACUGUUCUACAAAGCCUGCAGAAGAUGCAGAUACAGUGUGGCCAGAAUGAGGUGCCAAACAUUGCAUUACUGGGUUCUGGAGGAGGAGAAAGAGCCAUGGUGGGUUUGCUGGGAUCCCUGGUUCAGCUCCAGAAAACAGGUCUUCUGGACUGCAUUCUUUAUCUGAGCGGAAUCUCUGGAUCCACCUGGUGUAUGGCCUCCUUAUAUCAGGAAUCAGACUGGUCCACCAAACUAGAGACUGUGAAAGACAAGAUCAUCCAGAGACUCAACGGUCCUGGAGUCAACUGGAUAGACGCAGUUUCCAAACUGAAGAAAUAUUACUAUGGGAAAGACUUCUUCAGCUUGACUGACGUCUGGGCAGUGAUGUUCGUCUCAACAUAUAUGAAAGAGAUAGAUGAACACACACUCACAGAUCAGCAGGACCAGCACAGUAAAGACCCGUUUCCCAUCUACACAGUGAUCGACAAGCACUGCAAACAGCGCAAGGAAGCCGACCCCUGGUUCGAGAUCACUCCACAUGAAGCAGGUUAUUCUCUGACUGGAGCGUUUGUGGACACCUCCAGCUUUGGCAGCAAGUUUGACAAUGGCUCUAAGAAGAAGCCGCAGGAUGAAAUUGACAUGCUGUACCUGCAAGCUCUGUGUAGCAGCGUUUUAGCUGAUGAAGAGGAGAUCUGGAAAUGGAUAAAAGCUCUUUUACUACCUGAAAUAAAAAAGAAAUGUGAGAAAAUGAGGCAAGAUCCAAACUCCCCACCUAUAGACGAAUAUCACCAGGUGCUCUUUAACCUUGUGAACAUGAAUCUCGCGAUGUUGAAAGGCGCUGAUCCUUCUGCUUUUGAUAAAGACAUCAGAACAAAGCUGACAGACCUCGCUGGAGGCAAAAGUCAGCUAAUUUUUCAAGUGGAAAAACUGAAUGCUGAAAAAAUUGCUGAUAAAAAGGCAGCAAAGCUAUACAUGGAGCAAUACACCAUAGAUGUAUGCAACUUUUUGAGUGGUCGGUUCAAUUUCUGGCCAUUUGAUGUUUGCAUGAGCAUUUGCAGAUGUUUGGUUCAGUGGAUCUGGGGCAGGAAUUAUAACUUCCUUCACAACAUGACAGAUGCAACAGUGCCCGCCGCUCUUCUGGAAAGUGAGACGAGAGACUAUGAAGACGCUGGGCUGUUGCUCAACUCACCCUACUUCUCAGUGCUGAGAAAAGAGAGAGACAUCGACCUCAUCAUUUCACUGGACUUCAGUGCGGGUGAUGAUCCUUUCACGACAGUGAAGGAAGCUGCUGAGACGUGUAAGAAACUAAACAUCCCUUUCCCUGAGGCCAACAUAGCCAAUGAACUCUCAGACAAACCGAAGGACUUCUAUGUGUUCAAAGGCCAAAACACUCCAACCGUGAUCCACAUCCCUCUCUUUAAUAUGGUCAACUGUGGAGACAAAAUUGAGGCCUGGAGGAACAAAUAUACGACUUUUCAAGGUCCUUACAGCGCUGAGAUGAUCACUGAUCUCAUGAAGGUCGCUGGAAAAAACAUUAUAAACAACAGAGUGAAACUGAUGGAGCAGAUCCGUGCGGUCACUAAGGCUAAACAGCUCCAGGCAAUGGCACGACAAAAUCCAACACUGUGACUCAACUGAAUAUGCAACCAAUGGCAAUCUGAAUAAAGAUUAAAUUGAGUAAAUUUACAAUAAAUAAUAUCUUUAAAUAUCAAUAAAUAGCUGAUCAUUAAUAAUCAAAUCAACAACUCAGAUUGAAUUAGAACCAUGAUUGCUGAUUAAAAUACUGUAUUACUUUGCUUCUAUUCCAAUUAAUUAAACUGUUCUCUAAAAAUA